AUGGCAGACUUCAACGCAACCAACAUCACGAAUAUUACAACUGAAGCUUCUACCAUUAUUGCGUCUACAAGUUCAACGUCUAAAACCGAAGUCACUAUGAAAGUAAUAAUAUCAGUUAUUGGAACCCUAGGUAUUGUGGGAAAUUUGAUCGUGUGUUUCGUCAUUCUCAAAGACCGUUUUCUGCGAACACUGACAAACAUUUUUAUAUUUAAUCAGUCAUUAAUUGACUUGACAAGUUCCAUUCUUCUCUUGGUAUUGAAUCUUGGGCCGACAAAGAAAACUGUCGUCGUGCCAAUGGGUGUUGCAGGAGAUAUUCUUUGCAAAAUCUGGCUCUCUCGCUACUUUAUGUGGGCGUCUUUCAACGUGUCCACAUUCAAUCUUGUGGCUUUAACGCUAGAGAGGUACGUAGCCAUUGUUUAUCCCGUUGUACACCACAAUCGGUUCACGGCAACCAAAGCCCGACGUAUCUGUGUUAUAGUUUGGAUCAUGGGUCUUGUUUACCAGUCUUAUUGGGCAAAGGCAAACUACAACAGAAACGACGGCUCGUGUGGAGUUGAAUAUCCAGAAGGUGCAAUGCAGAAAGCACUCGGUAUGAUGGCAUUCAUCGUAGAAUAUUUCUUCCCUCUUGCAAUCAUGUCUUUCGGGUACAUGAGAAUGUUCCUCGUGUUAAAGCGUCGUACGACUAAAAUCAGAUCAGCGGCAACCACUAGUGGCAAUGGUAGCAGCACACAGGAGGAAAACCCUUCGUUUGUCAAAGCUCGCAACAACGUCAUUAAAAUGCUGUGUAUAGUGUCUCUGACCUACGCACUGUGCUGGGCUCCCAAUCAAAUAAUGUACAUUGAAUAUAAUAUGUUAGGUGUGCACCAUACUGAAGUGGUCCGUGAUACAACAGUUGUGAUAGCAUUCUUAAACAUGUGCGUCAAUCCAAUGAUAUAUGCCCUUAAAUAUCGUCAAUUUCAAGAAGCAAUCAAAAAGCUAAUUUGCCGUCAAUAUGGCAACAACGUGGAGAACAGCGGCUUGUCUAAUAGCAGUAGAAAUACCACCAACCACCAAGGUACUGUUAGCACAAAGUUCAUUACAAGCCAGAGAAUUUCCGAAGACGGAAACACAUCGGGAGUUGGGAAGACACAACAUGGAGCACCGACCGGCUCAGAUAAGAUAUAG
Saccoglossus kowalevskii is the source of this 1164-nucleotide messenger RNA. Its product is annotated as allatostatin-A receptor-like. NCBI's taxonomy places the organism in Eukaryota, Metazoa, Hemichordata, Enteropneusta, Harrimaniidae. Gene Ontology annotation, cellular component: membrane. Gene Ontology annotation, biological process: G protein-coupled receptor signaling pathway. The record is from RefSeq and is a predicted model, not a curated record. Gene Ontology annotation, molecular function: G protein-coupled receptor activity.